Molecule: messenger RNA, 2817 nt
Organism: Chironomus riparius
Lineage: Eukaryota; Metazoa; Arthropoda; Insecta; Diptera; Chironomidae
Source: the annotation of a GenBank genome assembly
AUUAAUUUCAAUAAAUUCAUUUCAAUGAUUCGGCGAAUAUUCACUAGCAAUACAUUCAAAAGUUUGCAACAGAUCAGAAAAGGUUUAAUUAGAAAUUACUCUGUAAAAAUGUCAGAUAGCGAGCGUAAGCACUUCAUCUUACCUAAUUCGCAGCCUAUAGUAAACUUAGAAUGCAUGAAAGCAUUCCAAAAGUUGACAGAGACCGAGAAAAGUUAUGCACAUUAUUUUUCCAAAGCUAGCUGGUAUGGAGGUCUUGUUGCUUUAAUUCAAUCAUCGCCAGAAGCACCUUUGAUAUUCUCACUAUUCAAUGGAAUAUUCACAGCUGAAUCUGUUGAUUCUUUGAGAACAUCUUGUAAGGGAAUUGUCUCGGAUGAAGAGUUUACUUCAUUUUUGGUUUAUUGCUGUGGCUUUUUGUCAAAUGCAGGAAAUUACAAAGGUUUUGGUGACAGUAAGAUCUUGCCUGGAAUUGAACAGCCAAAAUUGGAAUUGAUUGUUAAAAAUUCUCAGUUCUUUAAACAAAAUUCAUCAAAAGUUGAGGAAUUGUGGAAUAAAGUAAAAGAACCAAUUUUCUCGCUUACUGAUGACAACAAGUCUCUUGGAUUAAAAGGUCAUGGAAUAACGACAUACUUUUCAAGCAAUUGCACAAAGGAGGAUGCAGAAAUUGUAGGAGAAUGGAUGAAGACAAAGAAAUUUGAAGCAUAUAUCUGCCGUACAUUCAAGACUGUUGAUGAAAGUGGAAAAGCUCAUUUUGAAAUCCGUUUAGCAUCAUCAGAAAUUGGCGAAAAAGAAGGUAUUACAUUAGCAGAAGAAGAAUGGAAUGGAUCAUUCUUUAAAAUUACUCGAGGUGAUUAUUCAGCACUUCUCGAUAAAGUUGCAAAUGAAUUGAAACUUGCAAAUAACUUUGCGGCUAAUCCAAAUCAAAAGAACAUGAUUGAUGAAUAUGUCAAGUCAUUCCAACAAGGAAGCUUAGAUGCACAUAAGGAAGGUUCACGUUAUUGGAUUAAAGAUAUCGGUCCAGUUGUUGAAACUUAUAUUGGUUUUAUUGAGACAUAUAGAGAUCCCGUUGGUGCACGUGGUGAAUUUGAAGGAUUUGUAGCUUGUGUUAAUAAGGAAAUGUCUCUUAAAUUCCAAACAUUGGUAAAUCAAGCUGUUGAAUAUAUCAAGUUACUCCCUUGGCCAGCAACAUAUGAAAAAGAUAGUUACUUGAAGCCUGACUUUACAUCCUUAGAUGUGCUUACAUUCGCAGGCAGCGGAGUUCCAGCUGGCAUUAACAUACCUAAUUAUGAUGAGAUUAGACAGUCUGAAGGAUUUAAAAAUGUUUCCCUUGGUAAUGUUCUAGCUUCUGUGAAUAAAACAGAUCCAAUUCCAUUUUUGACUGAAAAAGAUCAAGCUUUAAUGAAACAAUACAAAGCAACAUCAUUUGAGGUUCAAGUUGGUUUACAUGAAUUGCUUGGACAUGGAUCUGGAAAAUUAUUCAGAAUUGAGGAAGAUGGAUCUUUCAAUUUUGACAAGGAAAAUGUCAUCAAUCCAUUAACAAAAGGUCCAAUAACUUCAUGGUAUGAACCAGGAGAAACUUAUGACUCAAAAUUUAAAGCAAUAGGAUCAAGUUAUGAAGAAUGUCGUGCAGAAGCUGUUGGCUUAUAUUUGUCAUUAAACCGAGAAAUCCUUAGUGUCUUUGGACAUACUGAUAAGGCUGAACAAGAUAAUAUCAUUUAUAUCAAUUGGUUACUACUUUUAUACAACGGCGGUGGAAUUGCUACUGAAAUGUGGAAUCCAACAACAAAACAAUGGGGUCAGGCUCAUUCACAAGCACGUUUCGUCAUCAUGAAAGUAAUGCUUGAAGCUGGAAUUCUUGAAAUUAAGGAAACUGUCCCAGGCAAAGAUUUAUCAAUUACACUUCAUCGUGAUAAAAUUGAGACUGUUGGUCGUGAUGCAAUUGCAAACUUUUUAUUGAAACUUCAAGUUUACAAAUCAACAGGUGAUUUUGAAUGCGCACAUGCCAUGUACGAGAAAUAUUCUAAAGUUGAUGAGGACGGUCCACAUCCAUUUGCAAAAUGGCGUGAAAUUGUAUUAUUGAACAAGAAGCCAAGAUUAAUUCUUGUCCAAGCAAAUACUGAAUUUGAUGCUGAUAAUAAAGUUCAAUUGAAGACAUAUGAUGCCAAUUUCGAUGGAUAUAUUCAGUCAUGGAGUGAGCGCUAUAGUGACUCAUCGGAAAUUCGCAGCAUUUUAGAAAACAUUUAUGAAGCUGAUAAGCAUCACUUUAUGUAAAUUGAUGCUGCUGCUUUACUGGCCAAUUUUUGCUUUAAUAUUUUUUCCAAGUUUAAAAGAUUUAUUCAUACUAAAUAACAGAUAAAUAAAGUGUAAAACACUUUGUCGGAAAAUUGAAAAAAAGAGGGACUUUCACUUUGAUUUUGGGACUUUUUCGAAUUACGAACUCAAGUGGAUUUUUUCUUGUUUAGUCUUAACAGCAGACAUAUCCUUCCAUAGCGAUACCAAAACUAUAAAGUUAAAAUCUUUGUGGAAUAUCAAAAUGAAGCUCUCAUAUAUCACUAUUAGGAACUGAAAACCAUUUUUCAAUAUCUUUAAUAAUCUUAAGGAACUUUAAAUUUAAAGAUGACAUGAAAAAAUCAGAAUUUUCACUUAUUUUCAACUUCAAACAGCCAUAGAAUCGCAGAAACAGCACCAAACGACUUGAAAUUUGGAAUAGAAGUCUAUUAUUAUGUCCUUUACAAGAAAAAAUCCUCCUGAGUUCGUAAUUUGAAAAAGUCCUAAAAUCAAAGUAAAUCCCUUUUUUCAAUUUUGUCCCAUAGUGUAAUG